Messenger RNA from Phodopus roborovskii (desert hamster), 1469 nucleotides. Its product is annotated as procathepsin L. The record is from RefSeq and is a predicted model, not a curated record. Gene Ontology annotation, molecular function: cysteine-type endopeptidase activity. Gene Ontology annotation, cellular component: lysosome. The transcript is spliced from 8 exons. Gene Ontology annotation, biological process: immune response. Lineage: Eukaryota; Metazoa; Chordata; Mammalia; Rodentia; Cricetidae. Bases 168 to 1172 code for a protein of 334 amino acids.
CAGCCAAUGAUGGUGCGGGGGCGGGGUCUGCCGGGGCCGCAGCCUGGGAGGCUUUAAAGCCGGAGCCCCGCGCUGCUCUCCCAGCUUUUCGGACCUCGGCGACCUCCUUGCAUCUGAGUUUGCAGAGAACUUGUAAGUAGCUGGCGGCCGCCUCAGGUGUUUGAACCAUGAAUCUUUUACUCCUCCUGGCUACCCUGUGCUUGGGAACAGCCUUAGCCACACCAAAAUUUAAUCAAACGUUUAAUGCACAGUGGCAUAAGUGGAAAUCCACAUACAGAAGACUGUAUGGCACGAAUGAGGAAGAAUGGAGGAGAGCGGUGUGGGAGAAGAAUAUGAAGAUGAUCGAGCUGCACAAUGGGGAAUACAGCGAGGGGAAGCAUGGCUUCACCCUGGGGAUGAACGCCUUUGGUGACAUGACCAAUGAGGAGUUCCGGCAGUUGGUGAAUGGCUAUAAGCACCAGAAGCACAGGAAGGGGAAGGUAUUUCAGGAGCCCCUGAUGCUGCAGCUACCCAAGUCUGUGGACUGGAGAGAAAAAGGUUGUGUGACUCCCGUGAAGAAUCAGGGCCAGUGUGGUUCUUGUUGGGCUUUUAGUGCAACUGGGGCCCUAGAAGGACAGAUGUACCUUAAGACUGGUGUACUGAACUCCCUGAGUGAACAGAACCUUGUGGACUGUUCUCGGGCUGAAGGCAAUCAGGGCUGCAAUGGUGGCCUGAUGGAUUUUGCCUUCCAGUAUGUUUUGAACAACAAAGGUCUGGACUCGGAGGAGUCCUAUCCCUAUGAGGCAAAGGAUGGAACCUGUAAGUACAAACCUGAGUUUUCUGUGGCUAAUGACACAGGAUACGUGGAUAUCCCUCAGCUAGAGAAGGCACUUAUGAAGGCCGUGGCAACUGUGGGGCCUAUUGCUGUCGCUAUAGAUGCAAGCCAUCCAUCUUUCCAGUUCUAUAGUUCAGGCAUCUACUUUGAACCGAACUGUAGCAGCAAGGACCUCGACCAUGGCGUUCUGGUGGUUGGCUAUGGAUUUGAGGGAACAGAUUCAAAUAAGAAAAAAUAUUGGAUUGUCAAGAACAGCUGGGGUUCUGAAUGGGGUAUGGGAGGCUUCUUCCAUAUAGCCAAAGACAAGAACAACCACUGUGGAGUUGCUACUGCGGCCAGCUAUCCUACUGUGAAUUGAUGGAACGUGGUAAUUAAAGACGUAUGGGUACUAAGUCUGAAGGGAUUUAUCUUAAAAUUGACCAAACCCUUACUGAGACUAUAGUACUUGAAUCAUUGAAGAUCCAAGUCAUGAUUCGAACUCUGUGACAUUUUUACAUGGGUUAAAUAUUUACCACUACUUAAACUACUCUUAUACACAGCUUUAUAAUAUUGAACACUCACUGCCCAAUUCUGAGUCUGGAAUAUUUGUUUUGUAAAGGAUGUAUAAAGCUUUGUUUAGCUUUUAAAAAUAAAUUUUAGUUCAGUGUGUAUAUAA